AUGAUUAUCGGUACGAUUAUUAUCAUCGAAGAUGCUGGGUCGGAAUUCCUCAUUACGCACCAAAGGACGAGCGUGUGCGAUAUUUUUCACUACCUGCGUGUCCAUCUCGGAAGUUGGUUCUACCUGCGAGGAUUCUUCACCUUCUUACUUCAUGUCGUGACCAAAGAUGCCAUCUUACCUUGGCUACUGCCUAUGAACGGCGAAACACCAUGGGCUGAAAAAAUUCAAUCCGCAAUCCACGCAUCUCUUCUGGCAGAACUCCAAAUUGUCUGGUUGCAUAUAGUUUCGACUAAGGCAUCGCACAAGUCUUUACAUCAGCGCAUGCCCAAAUUCACCUGCUGGAUUCGAGUCAGCCCCGUUUUGUUUGUCGAGGUUCUCACCCGCUGGCUGGUUUUCUCGGCUGCUGUCUUGUUCCAAGCAGAACUUCUGAGGGUUACUGGUAUUAUGGAUAUUCAACAAGAUCUUUUCAUGCCCGAUGGAGUCCAUCUUAAAGAACCAGCGCAACUCGGGUCAAGAAUCUGGAUUGUGAGCAUAUUUCCGAAGUUCAUGGAGUUCUUGGUUGCCCUCCCGAUUCGUGCAGUUUUUACUCGCAUGGCAGUCUCAAUGCUGCCCGCCGACGAUAACCCUAUCGUGCCUUUAGAUCCUAGGCUCAUGAAUAAUGUCCCGCUUGGGAUCUUGGACGCCUGGAAGAGCUUUGACGCAGCUUCGAGGGCUCGUUUUUGGAAAGUACAGAUUCAAGCGUUUGUGCUAGGUGUGAUGCUCUUCUUGGUUGGCAAGUCGAUGUUUGGAGAUUUUGAGGAAUAUGCCCCUUUUCCGAUUAUAUGGUUCAAUCCAUGA
Molecule: messenger RNA, 837 nt
Organism: Penicillium diatomitis
Lineage: Eukaryota; Fungi; Ascomycota; Eurotiomycetes; Eurotiales; Aspergillaceae
Exons: 1
Coding region: 1-837 (278 amino acids)
Source: RefSeq, a predicted model, not a curated record